AUGAUCAAAGCAGAAGCGAGCUUCGCCGGCCGACACAGUCGAGUAGGAUCGCGCACUCAUGUCAGGAUAGGCAGCCUGUCUACCCGACACGCAAAGUCUGCAAGCACGAGUACGGUGAGGAGCACGAAAGGCUACACUCGCCUAGAUCGGACAAGUCUCGAUGAGAGCUUCUCGGACGAGGAGAAGGGAAAUCCCAACGGAACGGCUGUCUCGCCCGCUUCUGAGUUCUCGGGCUUGCCUUUGCCUGCAGGCAAGUCGAGGCACAGCUGGAUACCCAACUUCAGACGAACGGAGAAUGAUCUCAACAGUCGAAUAGAGAAAGACGAGCCACCCGCGCGCGGCAAAGCAAGGCGACGAUGUGGUCUGUCAGUGAUCUUGACGCUCACCAUCAUUGCCAUCUCGCUGGGCACGGCAGUCGUGUGGACAAUCAGCCAGACUUUCGAGUCCGAUGAUGCUACGUCGUUGACCGGAACGCUAUCUGAGCUAUGGUCCAACCUCGUACAUCCCAAUGCUGCCCAAAACACUUCAGUCUUGCCCUUGACGGGUCUGAGCUCCAGCACUGGCACUUCGAGCGAGAUGGUGCCGGCUAUUGUCACCACAUCGACAGCAGCCUCGCAACCCACGCGUGUCUUGCAGGAAAACAAGGUCGUCUUGCUUACGCCGGGCAGCACACCGAAUACAGCCCUUGCCGCGGUACAGACAGAUGUGAAAUCAUCCGUAGCAUCAACCGCUGCAGCGCAGUAUCUAGACACGCGUCCUGUCAUUCGCAAAGCGCCCGUCUCGGCCUUCGCGCUUGAGCUAGCAAAGAAGCAGCACCGGCAGAUCGACGUACACGAUGUCAAGUACAUGACGUACCUACCGCAUUCGGGCUUUCACAAUCAGCGUAUCGAGUUACAAAACGCGCUCUUGCUCGCGCACAUGCUCAAUCGUACCCUCCUUCUGCCGCCAUUACGUCUGGGUUUCGCACUCGGGUGGCAGACGAAGGAGCUCCUUUACGAGAGCACGGUAUUGACGGACAAGAACACGCUGCGAAAGAAAUGCGAGAAGUUUGUGACUGAGCUAGAAUGGCGCAAGGAUCAUCCGGAAGCAAAGACGUAUACCCCUCUAGAGACAGCGCCGGAACUGGUCAGCUCGAACAAAGGCAGCGAGAUCAGGCCAAUGAGUAAAGGCCAGAUGUCGGCUUGCAAGGAGUAUAUCAGCUACACGCAGGUCGAAUGGGAUUUCAUUGCCGACGUCAGAGCACGAGUCGAGUCUCAACUGCCACUCGUAGACCGAUGGAACUCUUCCAAUGCUUGGUACACGACAUCGAUUGCUAAAGGUGGUCUUGGCUUAAAGCCAUCUGAGGUCGAAUACUUUACAGACGAAGCUCGAUAUGAUCUCUAUUUUGUGGGCGACACUCAUUCUCCGCCUCGCAAUACCGACAAAGAUUGGAAAAGGCGGUUCGAUAUCGAGCAGCUCAUGAGUCCACCUUACAUUGAGAAGCGUCUCUUCGAUUUUGGAUCGAUGUAUGGAUCUGCGCGCGUCACGCCUACUGAGCCGAGAGACAUCGAUUUCGCUCGUCAAGUGGGCAAGUCACUCGUGUUCCGGAUACCCCUCUUGGAACCCAUCGCUGCUCAGAUCAGCUCGAUGAUGGGUGGCAUGAGCAACUACAUCGGUCUGCACCUGCGUAUUGGCGAUGGCGUAUUCUUCCGUCAUUCGGAUCAAUUCAUGCGGGAAGUCUUCUUCGCUUUAUGCGAGUCUACACUCGGUCUGUCGAAGGAGACGACAGAAAAGCUCUAUACGCAAGGCAAAGUCAAAGUAGACAUGCUCAGCAAUGCUCAUGAGAAGCGUUCGCACGAAGCUAGCUACGACCUAACAGAAGGCUUGACUCCUGAUGAUCUCCUGCCUAACGAGCCGAGCUCCCCCAAUCGACGUAGGCUGCUCAAAAGAGCUCGACCUUCGCCCAAACGAUUGUCAUCUGCUCUGACUUGUCGAGGCGAGCUACACAAGGACCCAGAACUGUUGCCGCUCAAUACGCCGGUCUACAUCGCGACAGACUCGCAUCAUCCCUCGAGCGACGCCGUUCUCGCGCCCUUCUUCCAUGCGCUACCUUGUGCUUUCGUUCUUGGCGAUUUCCAAGGCUCAGAAUACAAUUCGGCGCCCCUUGCAGCAUUCGCAUCUUUGCAGAACGUACGCAACAAGCUAGACGGCGUCAAGAUGGCGCCGUUCUUAUACCCCUUUCUGGAAGCCAUGAUUGUCGCCCGAGGCUACACAGUCGUCGGCACGCCAGGCUCGACGUUCAGCGGCUUCAGCUCGGGCGUCCUGCAUCGCACUUACAAGCACGAAGCAAAGCAGACGAAAUCGCACCUGCAAUCGCGCUCGCACUAG
This is a messenger RNA of Mixia osmundae IAM 14324, 2367 nucleotides long. RefSeq lists its product as uncharacterized. The transcript is spliced from 2 exons. The coding region runs from base 1 to 2367 and encodes 788 amino acids. Lineage: Eukaryota; Fungi; Basidiomycota; Mixiomycetes; Mixiales; Mixiaceae. The record is from RefSeq and is a predicted model, not a curated record.